Messenger RNA from Cyprinodon variegatus (sheepshead minnow), 1588 nucleotides. RefSeq names its product neuropeptide FF receptor 2-like. NCBI's taxonomy places the organism in Eukaryota, Metazoa, Chordata, Actinopteri, Cyprinodontiformes, Cyprinodontidae. The record is from RefSeq and is a predicted model, not a curated record. Gene Ontology annotation, molecular function: peptide binding; neuropeptide receptor activity. Gene Ontology annotation, cellular component: membrane. Bases 50 to 1357 code for a protein of 435 amino acids. The transcript is spliced from 4 exons. Gene Ontology annotation, biological process: G protein-coupled receptor signaling pathway.
AUUUCUGUGAAAUGGAUUUAAAGCAUCUUUAAUCACACAGGGUACCACAAUGACUGAGAUUCUAGCUUAUAAUACCACCUUGGAGGAGCUGAACCUCUCCUGGCAAAACCAGUCUUCACCUCAACAGAACGUCACCUAUGUGGAUUUCUACCUCCACAAACCCGCUGUGGCUGCAGUCUUCACCGUUUCCUACCUGCUCAACUUUGUGGUGUGCAUGGUAGGCAAUGGUGUGGUGUGUUUCAUCGUGCUGCGCAGCAGGAACAUGCGAACCGUCACCAAUCUGUUUAUUCUCAACCUCGCCAUCAGUGACCUGCUGGUUGGCAUCUUCUGCAUGCCAACCACACUUGUGGACAACAUCAUAACAGGCUGGCCCUUUGGCAGCGUUGUGUGUAAACUGAGCGGGAUGGUUCAAGGGAUCUCUGUGUCAGCAUCUGUUUUCACCCUCGUUGCCAUUGCUGUUGACAGGUUUCGCUGCAUCGUCUACCCUUUCAAGCAGAAGCUGACCAUCCCCACCUCAAAGCUAAUUAUCGUCAUCAUUUGGGUCCUCGCCGUGUUCAUUAUGUGUCCUUCAGGGGUCAUGCUCCAGGUCACCAAGGAGCAGACAGUGAGAAUAGUCCUUGGUCCCAAAAGUGAUACUCGCCCCUUUUACUGGUGUAGAGAGAACUGGCCAAGUCAAGAGAUGAGGAAGAUCUAUACUACAGUCCUCUUUGCCAACAUCUACCUUGCCCCUCUUAGUCUGAUCGUCAUCAUGUAUGCACGCAUUGGUUUCACCCUCUUUAAGACCACUCUUCCUCAAGCUGGAGGCAGUGGGAGUGCCCCAUUAGAGGGCAGUGGUAAAAAAGUGAGCAUGGACGCGCGUCAGACAAUUACACGGAAGAAGAAGAGGGUGAUAAUGAUGCUCCUGGUUGUUGCUUUGCUUUUCAUCUUAUCCUGGCUGCCUCUAUGGACGCUAAUGAUGCUGAGCGAUUACGCCAGCUUAACAGAACACCAGUACCGUGUCAUUAACAUCUAUGUGUACCCUUUUGCUCACUGGUUAGCCUUCUUCAACAGCAGCAUCAACCCAAUCAUCUACGGUUUCUUCAAUGAAAACUUCCGUAAAGGCUUUCAGGCAGCUUUUAAGUUCCAGCUGUGCUCCGCUGACAUUCUGCGCCAAAGGACCUUCUCCCACCGGAUCAGAGGGAACGCUGUGCUCCCAGUCCACCCGAAAUCCCACAGCAGACCAGUGUCCAGAGCUGGGUCGCUCUUUGUAGGGAAUGGAGGGUGUUCAAGGCGGGAGGACGAUUGUUUAGCUAGUAGAAACGCUGUUAGAGAGCAGGAUCUGAUCAUGGAGGAUUUGGAGAAAAUGUCACAGAUUUAGAAAAAAAAUGAGCUUUGCCUAUCAUCUUAUAAAACGAGGUAUUUGGUGAAUGUUUCAAAAAUAAAUCAAACUUUUUUCAUGUCUGCUGUUAAUAAAUGUGUUUUGAAGUUCUAUUUAAAAGAUCACUGUUUGUUAAUGUGACUUCUUUUUUAAGCUCUACUGGUCAUUUUGCCUCGAUUGUAAAUCUGAACACCUUCAUUGUAGUUAUGUUUUAUUUCGUACCCACCUAGG